AUGGCUCAAGCGCCUGAACUUACAGCGGCUAUAACAAGAAUUUCAGAAGUCUUGCAACAACUCACAGCAGGUCGUCAAAGUGGUCAAACAAAUACAGGUGACUGUCGGGGACUUCAACUCGCAGCUUUUGAUGAGGUUAAUGAAUCCUUCGAAUCCUACCUUCAAAGAGUAGAAAACUAUUUAGAGAUUCGCGAACUAAAAGAAGACACACCGGAGAACGAUAAAAAGCGUGUACAAAUUUUCCUGAACUGCUUAGGCCCCAAACUCUAUCACACCUUGACUUGUCUAACUGUACCAGAUGAGCCAAAGACAAAGAAAUAUAAAGACUUAGUUGAAAUGUUACAAAAUCAUGUGUGUCCAAAGCCUAGCGAAGUUGCUGAGCAGCAUAAGUUUACCUUACGCACGCAACAUGAGGGGGAAUCCAUUUCCAAUUUCCAAGCUGAUCUUAAAAAAAUUGCAUCGAAAUGUAAUUUUGUCUGUGAAAGCUGCAAGAAGUCAACAAUUUCUACACAUUUACGAUCGCAGUUCAUACGAGGCAUACGGAAUAAUGAGAUUCGAGAGAGAUUGUUGCAGCAAGAAUCGACAGUGACUUUUGACAUCAUUUGCAAAAAAGCAUUGGCUAUUGAGGCGUCCAAUUGGGACAAAUCUGGACCAAAAUAUGAGCGAGGUAAAAAGCCGUUCCGGAGUAAUAGAUCGAGAUCGGAAGCUGUAAAGAGAAUCGAGGGAAGAUGUUUUAAGUGUGGCAAAACAAACCACAAGGCAAAUUCAUGCAAUGAAAAGAACUUGAAGUGCAAAAACUGUGGCAAAUCUGGGCAUGUUCAAAUAGUUUGCUUAAAGCAGAGAGUUGUUGAACAAAAAUCUAUUGAGCUUGCUGAUGACGACACGAGCAAUGAAGAUUAUUUCAUCAACAGUUUUGGAAUAAAUUCAACGGACCAUGGUAAGAUACUAAAGAAAAUUUGGCUUGAUGGCAUUGAGUGUACGAUGGAAUUGGAUACCGGUGCUGCGGUUUCAACCAUCUCUUUGCAGAGUUUUAAUAAGUAUUGGCCAAACAAGAAAUUGGAAUCUACCAAUAUUAAGCUGAAGACCUAUACGGGUGAAAUUAUUAAUCCAGUGGGUAUUUGUAAAAUGAAAGUCACCCACAAUGAUAAGGAAGCUGUUGGAGAUUUGUACGUGUUGCCACAUAAUGUAGAGCCUAUUCUAGGCCGUGGAUGGAUACGCAGUCUUAAUAUACAGAUAAACUCCAUUCAAGAAGUUAAAGUGGCUGAUAUAUCCGAAGUUGAAUGCAAACAAAUAAUUAACGGGCUUCUUGAAGAAUAUGUUGAUAUAUUUACAGAGGAGAUUGGCAAAAUUCCAAACUACAAAUGCUCAAUAGAACUACACGAUAAAAAUACGAAGCCAAUAUAUAUGAAACCUAGACCUGUACCUUACGCUAUUCGUGAAAAAAUUGAGUUAGAAAUUGAAAGGUUAGAAAGAGCAAACAUAAUUUCGAAAAUUACAAACAGUCAAUGGGGUACUCCCAUAGUUCUAGUCAUCAAGAAGAAUGGAGAUUUACGGCUGUGCGCAGAUUACAAAUCAACUAUAAAUAAGGUUAUUAAAGAUGACAAGUACCCCAUACCUCGCAUUGAAGACAUAUUCGCUGAAGUUGGUGGUGGCAAAUAUUACUGCGUUCUGGAUUUACACCAAGCGUACCUUCACAUGCCUGUUGACGAUAUUACUGCUACUAUACAAGCACUCAGCACACAUAAGGGAUGUUAUAAGGUAAAUCGGCUAAUGUUUGGGGUGAAGAUUAGCCCAAACGCUUGGCAAAAAUUUAUGGACAUGAUUUUCGGAAAUAUAGCAAACGUUACCUGUUUUUUUGAUGAUAUUCUCAUACGAGGUCACACCCUUAGAGAAUUAACUACAAAUUUAAAAAUUGUUUUUAAAAUUUUGCGCAGCAAUGAUUUACAUGUCAACAGAAGCAAGUGUCAAUUCCUUUUAAAGUCGGUGUCAUAUCUAGGCCAUAUCAUUGAUGAAGAUGGAAUAAAACCUAUACCGGAUAAAAUUAAAGCCAUAGUAGAUUGCAAAGCACCGAAUGAUGUCUCUGAAUUACGCACGUUUUUAGGGCUUAUAAACUAUUAUCAAAAGUUUAUCCCUGAUUUAUCAUCCAAACUUUUUUCAUUGAAUGAACUUUUACAAAAAGAUAAACCAUUCAUUUGGAGUAAAAAGUGCCAAAAUGCGUUCAACAAGUUAAAAGAUGAAAUAACAAGUACAAAUGUUCUUAUGAAGUACAAUCGAGACUUACCACUAGUUUUAGCAACAGACGCAUCUCCUACAGGACUUGGUGCUGUAAUAUCACAUGUGCUUCCAAAUGGUCAAGAAAGGCCGAUAGCCUUUGCUUCAAGAUCACUAACAAAAUCCGAAAAAAAUUAUUCUCAACUGGACAAGGAAGCAACAGCGAUAUAUUGGGGCUUACAUAAGUUUUUCCAAUAUUGUUAUGGACGAAAAAUUACACUCAUUACAGACCACCAGCCACUUACCAGAAUUUUGCACCCAAAUAAAGACUUACCAGCUAUAUCAGCAUUACGUUUAUUGCAUUAUGCCAACUUCAUGUCCGGAUUCGACUAUGACAUAAAAUACCGAAAUACGAAACUUCAUGCCAACGCAGAUUUUCUUUCUCGUUUUCCCCUCGAAAAGCCUCAAAAUGACGAAAAUCUCGAUCGCAACUCAACAUUCCUGAUGAAUCACAUUUCAGUUCUGCCAGUUACAAGAGAUGAAAUCAAGAAAGAAACCUUAAAAGAUUCCGAAUGUGUUCGAUAUUACAAUGCUCUACAAUCAGGAAAUAUUUUGCCAAACGAAGGAAAUGCUGCAGAGUUUUCUUUACAGAAUGGAUGUGUUUUUAAGAACAUACGCAUUAUGAUUCCCACAUGCUUACAAAAAAGAAUUCUUGAAGAACUACACACAGCGCACACAGGAAUGGUGCGCAUGAAAUCUCUGACCAGGAGCUAUGUGUGGUGGAAGAACAUAGACAGAUUUAUUGAAAAUUUAUGCAAAAGUUGUGUAAAUUGCGCCAAAAUUAAGCUAAAUGUAAAAAAAGUUCCGAUCCAUCCAUGGGAGUACCCAAAGGCACCAUGGGAGCGUUUGCAUUUGGAUUAUGCUGGUCCAUUCAUGAAUAAAUCUUUUUUAAUUGUAGUUGAUGCUUAUACCAAGUGGGUCGAAGUAAUACCCCAGACUACUACAACUGCUUUUUCAACAAUAGAUGCCUUACGAGGAAUUUUUUCAAGGUUUGGACUUCCGUUAAAAAUUGUCACUGACAAUGGUCCUCAGUUCCGAGCAUUCGAAUUUACAAAUUUUUUGAAGAUGAACGGAAUUUUUCAACACUUUUCUGCUCCAUACCAUCCAGCGACAAAUGGGCAAGCCGAAAGAUUUGUUCACACGGUAAAACAAGGACUUCGUGCUAUGGAAAAUGAGCCCGGGAGUUUGCACGAAAAACUUUGUACGUUUUUAAUGCAGCAGAGAAAGUUACCAAACAGCACUACGGGCGUCAGUCCAUCUGAAUUGAUGUUUAACCGCCAAAUCAGAACGAAAAUAGAUCUUGUAAAAAGAGAAACAUUUAUAAAACCAGAAAACAACAACUCGUAUACCAAAAUACAACAAUUUAAUAUUGGGGAUGUAGUCCAAGUUCGCACAUAUACAAAUAAGGCGUGCAAGUGGAAAUUUGGUGUUAUUUGGACGAGGAGAGGAAGUCUCCACUACGAAGUUAUGAUAGAUGGUGAGAAGUAUAUCCGACAUAUUGACCAAAUACGCCGAACUAAUUGCAAGCCUACCAAUGAUAAACCAAUUUUCGAUGAUGAAACAGAACAAAUUGACACCACAUGGCAUGAUUCACCAGACAUACGACCCGACAUUAUACCUAUACAGCCCGCGACAAACUUACCAGACCUACCAAGUGCUCAAGACAAACACCAACCUGCUCAGUUUGACAAGCCUACUAUACCCUGUGAGGAAAUCAUUUGCCCAAGCGAGAAUGAAUCAACACAAGCAGACCCUGUCGUCUUGGACUCUAGUGCAUCACCACGUAGCCCGAAGGUUGAGUUACGACGCUCCACACGAAGUAAGAAAGCACCAGAAAGAUUGCAGUAUACAAGUUUUUCUUAG
Eupeodes corollae is the source of this 4134-nucleotide messenger RNA. RefSeq lists its product as uncharacterized. Gene Ontology annotation, molecular function: zinc ion binding; nucleic acid binding. The record is from RefSeq and is a predicted model, not a curated record. Lineage: Eukaryota; Metazoa; Arthropoda; Insecta; Diptera; Syrphidae. The transcript is spliced from 2 exons. Gene Ontology annotation, biological process: DNA integration. Bases 1 to 4134 code for a protein of 1377 amino acids.